AUGGAAAUUCAUGCCAGUGCUACUCAGUGGUACGGCAUCAUUGCGGCCAUCAUAACGGUAGCCUGGCAGGUUUUUCGGCUCCUGCGUGUGAUUCUCCGAGUUUGGCUUUUACCAUGGUCUGAGAUCUGUAUCAAGUGGCUCGCAGCGACCCUCAUGCGUACUUUGCAAUGGACAACCAUAGACGAAUUCGACCUCCUCUUUGUCGCUGGAUAUGUCACGGCUAAUGCAGUAUGCAUAAGCCUAAAUGCGAAAGACUCAGUCGAGGUUGCCGCUCGAUGUGGAAAUCUCGCCACCAUCAACUUGGUUCCUCUUCUGGUGGGCUUGCACCUUAGCGACGUAGCAGAUUUUCUGGGAAUGACCCUUCGUAUACCAAAGAUCAUACAUCGCUGGGUCAGCUGUGUGAUGCUACUUGAAGUCAUCGUUCACGUGGUGAUCAACGCAUUGACUACCGACCUGAAAUGGACUCCUGCCGAAAUAUCUGGCACUAUCCAACGGGUGCUGCUGCUAUCGCUGUGUGGCACCAUCUCUCGAUUCGCCAAUCUCAGGCUCGCUUCUACGUAUUAG
This is a messenger RNA of Exophiala oligosperma, 564 nucleotides long. RefSeq lists its product as uncharacterized. The record is from RefSeq and is a predicted model, not a curated record. The transcript is spliced from 2 exons. NCBI's taxonomy places the organism in Eukaryota, Fungi, Ascomycota, Eurotiomycetes, Chaetothyriales, Herpotrichiellaceae. Bases 1 to 564 code for a protein of 187 amino acids.